AUGCAGCACGAUCUUCCACGUCGGGGCUCCCAAGCCCGCGUACAAGGCCCAGAUGAAUGGAAGCUGGAGCAAGGUCUUGAAGCAGCUCGCCUCGGCAUCCGCAAUCAGAGCAGCAUCCAAGUCAACACCGAUGCACACAAACUGAAUCCCUCCGACUCUGAAGUGCUUGCUGGACCGGAUAUCCCGGAUGACCCGGACCUUGACGUGCAAGAUGAGAGACCAGGUUGGACAGGCUACGUUGAGUGGGAAGACUACCCCGAGAAGAAAGCAAAAGCACACCAGCGCUUUUCCCGCUUCACGUUUCCUCCCCCGCCAGAGUUCCAGCUAGAGCCUCUGCCUGCCACUAACCCCGUUCUUGAGGGCAAGCGAUGGAAAUUAUGGCACAAGGCAAUCGGAGGCGUGUUGACAAAAGUCCCUGAAAUCAGCUGGGAAACAGUCCUCAAGGAAAAACAUCCUGAUAUGCUCCAUCUGCUAGAGUUUCCCUAUAACGGAGAAGCGCCCAAGAGUCUCCUCACAAAAGAGUACAUCAUGCCAAACGAGCUUCAUUUUGUUCGUAACCAUGGUGGUAUUCCAGACAUCAAUCCAAGUGCAUACGAUAUCCGGCUGGAUGGGCUAGUCAACGACCCAAAGACACUCACACUCGCUGAUCUCCAAGACGAAACUCGCUUCCCGCGUGUCUCCAAACUUGUCACUCUUCAAUGCAGUGGUACGAGGCGACUCGAACAAAUCGUCGAGCAUCCUGGUGAGGGCGACGAGAUGAUCAAUGCCCCUUGGGCUGAAGGUGCUAUUGGCACUGCCAAGUGGACAGGUGUGAGUCUGAAGAAGGUCAUCAAGUAUUGCGGUGGCCUCAAAGAUGGCGCCAAGCAUCUUGAGCUAUAUGGUGCAGACACAUAUUUCAAGGGAGGGCAGUGUAUGAACUACGUUGUUUCCAUACCAUGGUCAAAGGUCAAGGCCAAUGAAGUCCUUCUGGCUUGGGAGAUGAACGAUAAGCCAUUGCCGAAGAUUCAUGGCUUCCCCUUACGUACAGUAGUGAUGGGUUAUAUCGGAGCGAGAAGUGUCAAGUGGUUGUAUCGAAUCAAGGCGAUUGAGACACCUAGUAUGGCACCGGUGCAGAGUAGGGAGUAUUUGUACUUCCAGCAGCAGACUGGAAAGCAUAAUCAAUCACCUACAAUGGGUAUUCAGAUCCAGGAGAUGCCUGUCAGCAGCGCGAUCAUGUCCCCCUGGAACAAGGAGGUCGUGAUCCACGAUGGUGAAAUUGAAGUCAAAGGUUGGGCAUACUCGGGUGGUGGUCGCUGGCCAGAACGCGUAGAGAUCUCAUCAGACGGUGGAUAUGUAUGGUAUGCCGUACCUAUCGAGAACCUCUCCCCGAAGCAUAAAUUCGCCUGGCGUACUUUCUCGGGCAAGGUGCCUUGUGACCACGAGGGCUGGAUCGAGCUCGUUGUUCGCUGCUGGGACAACAGUCUCAACACGCAACCGAUGGAAGUCCGACACAGCUGGAACUGGGGUCUCCAUGUGACGAGCAGUUGUCACCACGUCAAGAUUUACAGCGUGAAUGCGAGUCGAGAGGCGACGAGGAAGAGACUGCAGCUGUUUAAUGAGCAUGGGGAGGGCUUUACGCCGAUUACGAGACCGACUGGCUUUGUCCCGAUGAGUAUGGAGGAGUAUAAGAAGGCAACGGCGGGGGCAGAGCCUCGGGAUGUUGAUGAUUAG
Fusarium sp. VM40 is the source of this 1710-nucleotide messenger RNA. The record is from the annotation of a GenBank genome assembly. Lineage: Eukaryota; Fungi; Ascomycota; Sordariomycetes; Hypocreales; Nectriaceae.